Messenger RNA from Aspergillus versicolor CBS 583.65, 2594 nucleotides. RefSeq lists its product as uncharacterized. Lineage: Eukaryota; Fungi; Ascomycota; Eurotiomycetes; Eurotiales; Aspergillaceae. The coding region runs from base 234 to 2432 and encodes 732 amino acids. The record is from RefSeq and is a predicted model, not a curated record. The transcript has 7 exons.
CUUCCAAUGCGACAGUAAUCCAAUGCCCGCUUGACUGAGGAGAAGUGGAGAUUGCGAUACAAAGUGGGAUCGGCGAAUGUGAUGAUUGAAUUGUGGUUCUUCUUGUUGGCAGGCUGGAGAUUUAUCGGGAACCACAAACCUUCUCCUCCAACUCCCCGUGGGGUCAGUCCAAGCUUCGCGAUGUUAAACCAGACAUUCCCACUCUGAAUUCCAGAGUUUCAUUCAUUCGCAUCAUGACACUCUUAUCAAGGCUGUAUUUAUUGGCAAGUCUUGCAUGCACGAUAGGUGGCAGUGAUGCCGUCCAUCAACCAUCAUGCACCAAUACAUCUCAAUCGUUGUCUUUGAGCGAUCCGCCUUACGAGAACUACUUCUACUCGGACUGCAACGUGGCCGCCCAAGCGGUCGUCACCAGCCCGCUGCCAGAUAGCAACCUUUCAAUAAUCGGUCCUCGAUUGAUUGUCGCCUGGCCCGCUGGCAACAGUGGCGCUUGUGCAUACUUCUCGCCGCAGAAUGGUGUCAAUGGAACUCUCGGUAUUGAGCUGGUCAAUUCUACCGCCGGAAACCCACUAGGACCAACCUACAGCGCGUCAGAAAACGGGAAUGGGCCGCCCAAUGUCGGAGUGCAUGCCCUCAUGCGCUUGAAUUCCUCUGCAACUCUCACCCUCUCGAUCUUGGGAAGUAUCCGCACGAUCCGCGAUUUUGUCGAAGGCGACGGUACCCUCUACCCCCAGAUACAGGAUGCUAUCACGUACACCUCCAACGAAGAUGGAAGUGCCAUGCUUCGGCGGCUGUGGCUCGACAAUGUCACCUCUACCAGCCUUCACUUCACCCCAAAUUCCUCGGGAAGCACGGUGGUGGUUUCAGACCAGACCGUGAAUUUCACCGCAGGCGACUACAUCGUCUCAGCCGAGAUGAACUAUCCGCAAUUGACACAGCUGCCCCCUGACGAUGUUCUGAACUCAGAUUCGGCGGGCCUUAUUGCUGAAAUGUCCGACCAGACUGCUACGCUCUCAUUCCUGUCAUACUCAGAGAAACUCCUUGCCGGUGCUUGGCGAUUUCUCACGUAUUUUGGGCGGGACUCGAUGAUAUCGGCGCUGCUGAUGGAGCCUGUACUGAGCUCUACCGCCAUGGAGGCCGUCAUCGGCGCUGUUCUGGAACGAGUUAACAGGACUGAUGGUAGUGUUUGCCACGAGGAGUCUAUUGGUGACUACGCGACUUGGCUGAAUAUGGAGGACAACAUAACUAGCAACGCUAUGGUUUGUGAUUACAAUAUGGUCGACUCGGACUACUUCCUCCCCAUCUUGAUGGAGCGAUAUCUUCUGCACAAUCCCGCUGGACAACAUCAAACUGCCGCAUUCCUCAACACCUCUGCCGGCUCUAUCAACGCCGCAAAUAAGGGCUUGACCUGGGGCGAACUGGCCCUGACAAAUGCAGAGAGGAUCAUGCGUCUGGCUGGUCCGUUCCAUCAUAACCAGACCAAGGAUAAUUUGAUUCAUCUCAAAGAGGGACAGGUUGUCGGAGAAUGGAGAGAUAGCACAUACGGCCUCGGGGGAGGACGUAUUCCUUACGACGUGAACACGGCUCUUGUACCUGCUGCUUUACGGUCCAUUGCAGCCCUGUCUAGACAAGGUCUUUUCCCCAAACACCAGAAUUGGGCCAAGCAGGCAAAUACAUACGCGCAAACAUGGGAAGACAAGACCCUAUCUUUCUUCGAGGUGACGAUUCCCCAGGAUCAAGCAAAAUCCAUGGUAGCAUCAUACAAGAAUGCCUCCUCGUUCGCCGGCCCAGACCAGGCCAAUACAAUCGACGCCGACGUUGUCUUCCACGCCCUUUCUCUCGACGCCCACGACAAUCUCACCAAGGUCGAAGUCAUGAACACUGACGACUGCUUCCGCCACUUUCUUCUCAACACCACCAACGACGCCCAACUAACCCCUUUCCUCAACAACUCCGCCACAAACAUCCGCCGCACUUUCCCGGCUGGCCUCAUGACCUCUGCCGGCAUGGUCGUCGCGAACCCGGCCUUUGGCGAUAACCCCGUGUACGCGCAGAACUUCACAACAGGCGCCUACCACGGAACCGUAGUCUGGGGGUGGCAGCUCGCCAUGAUGGCCAAGGGUCUAGAAAAGCAGCUAGGACGAUGCGAAGGUGUCUCUAAGUCAACAGCUCCAGCUCCCGCGUUCUGUGGCAAUGCCUCGGUGUAUGGUAAUGUCAAGACGGCGUACAACACGCUUUGGGAUACGAUUGAGAAAAACACCGCGCAGCUUUCACAGGAGGUCUGGUCUUGGGUUUACAGGGAGGGGGAAUUCCAUGCUACGCCUUUGGGUGUGAUACCGCCUCCUCCGGGUGUUGGGAGUCAAACUGAAUCCAAUAUUAGGCAGCUGUGGUCUCUAUCCUUCCUGGCCGUGAACAGGGACAAGGCUUAUAAAUGAGUGGACAUGAUACUGUUAAACUUCUUUUUACCAGGAGCAGCAACAUCAGACAGACCAUAUAGCGACCAUCCAUAUCUUGCAUAACCUUUGGAGGAGGAGUUGUUCACAACGAUUGAUAUUGUGGUAUCUAAGUCUGUUUGGAAUCUAGACUAUUCGCAAAAG